Molecule: messenger RNA, 1316 nt
Organism: Pseudo-nitzschia multistriata
Lineage: Eukaryota; Bacillariophyta; Bacillariophyceae; Bacillariales; Bacillariaceae
Source: the annotation of a GenBank genome assembly
CACGACCACCGCCGCGGUCAUCGCGGUCGCCAUAGUAGGAAGGCCGUCUGUCCCCUCUGGCACCGCGAAAGCUGGAGCCAGGAUCGCCACGAUAUGGAGUAUCACGCCGUGCUCGACCUCUUCCUCCUCUCCCUCUUCCACCCCCCUGGUAGGAGCUAGAGCUGCGGCGACCACCGUCAUCGCGACUAACGCCGCCUCCACCGUAGUGCGAAUCUCGCUGGUCCCGGCCUCCACUACCACGUCCACUUCCGUUGAAUGGCCCRUUGUUUCCACCACUAUAACGCGUUGGCAUGGGACCUUCACCGCCCCUUCCUCUUUCCGAUUUAUUGCUGUAUCGAGAAUUGUCCCGCUGAGGGCCACCACCAUUCUCGCCGUUUCCGCCUGGAUUGUCCAUGUUGGCUACAUCGCGUUCUCGUUGAUUGGCUCUCUCGAGGUAGCCUCGUUUGAAGUGAUCGAGUGGCUGUGGUGCUAGGUUGGGAGCAUCCUCCGAUCCCGGGACAAAAUUCUCCCCAUGAUCAACAACGUAAGCCCUCGAGUUCCCGUGCCUUUUGGUUCGGAUAGUAUGUGRUGUAAAAGAAUUCGCGCAAGAAAAACCGACCCGAUUAUUGUAUUGUUUUUCCAAGGAACAGUUGGAUUGUUGGAUGUGAUUCCCGCACGAAAUUGAUGCAUGACAACGAAUGAAAUUAGGAUGAUUGGCGAUUGUAUUUCAAGGAGUGAGUGAGUAAGAUUCAUGUGUUAGAAACGCAAAAGGUUGUCGAGUAUUUCAAUCUAUGAGCAUGAGCAUGGAACGAGACAAUGGGAAAUCCAGACUGAACGGAACGGAAUUGAACUCAUUGCUUUKGUUGCUUKAAAACCAACUAGUCGCUCAGCAGCUUAAUAGACUACUGGGUGCUCUGACUASGGGAUCGCUGGGAUCGCCUCCAUUUCAAGUACGAAACAAGUGGAUUAUGCUGGAUCUACAAAAAGCUAUGUUGUCGCAUGGAUACUAUGAUACCGUUCGAAGGCAUCGAUCGGGCGUCUUCACAAUCGAUAAGUUUACCCCCCUUGCAUGUAAUGCAUGUAAAAACCAUGGGGUUGUGCAUUGUUUGUGCGUCUCACCUGCUCAUUUCUUGAUUGUUGUGUUACGUUCCUACGUGGUAUUGCCUCACACUGGAAAUUGACGACCAAAAGAGUUUGCUGAUCGUUUUUGGCGUUUGCUGGUUUUUCGGGUGUUUGAAAGAGGUGUGUCGAAUGUCACAAAGCUAACGCUUUGCGGUAUGACACAAAGUGUUGUAAUUCUURGGCUGUUUGUUGGUGAAUAGAUACAACUACGAGGA